CUACAAUUUGGGUUGCGCUACAUGAACCGAUUUUUUUUCUUUCAAAAUUCUAAAAGAAAUUCCUUUGGAACGCUGACCGCUUGAAAGUAACCGAAUAAGUCAAAUAAAAAAAGUCAGAAAAACUUCAACAAGUCACUUUCACUUCACAACCUUGGCCAAAAAGGUGCAUCACUUCCUGUGAAAGCCGGGAAAACAACUGUCCGCACUUGUCAUCUGACCCUGAAAACAAAUUAAAAGUGAAACGCUGCUGCCCACAAUGACCUGUUUUCUCUCAACAAUAGGCCUGCGAGUGAGUCUCAGGCUGCUCUCUUUGAAUGGGAUGAUGAUCCCUCUGUGUCUGGCGACCUGGGAGUUCCAGGAGCUGCGGAUGAAUUCCGCACGAAGGCGCUGAGGCUCCAGUCAGACUGACGCCGCGGCUCUCGCUCGAGCCAAACACACGCGCUGUACACCUCCAGUCGGCGCGAGAUUCAGCGUUCGGCUGUUUCGCGGAAUUACCCGACUACGCGGAUCGUUUUUCAACUCGUCACGUUAAGAUAAAAACGACCGACUGCCUGACGAAAAAUCACUGUCAGGGGGUUUAUUCUAUACUCGCCUGUAUCUUGUCUGUAAAGAAAUAAACUGAGGCUCCUGGGUUGGAGUGAUUUAAAACAGAUCUGCCCCAAGCUUUGAGAAAAAUCUAGCCCCAUCACAUGAUGCACUCCACCACAUCCAUCACGUCCCUCUUCUCCUUCACCAGUCCAGCUGUGAAAAGGCUGCUGGGCUGGAAGCAAGGAGAUGAGGAGGAAAAGUGGGCGGAAAAGGCUGUGGAUUCCCUCGUAAAGAAGCUCAAGAAGAAGAAAGGGGCCAUGGAGGAACUGGAAAAGGCUCUGAGCUCUCCUGGCCAGCCCAGUAAAUGCGUUACCAUCCCUCGAUCCCUGGAUGGAAGGCUCCAGGUGUCCCAUCGUAAAGGUCUGCCGCAUGUUAUCUACUGCAGAGUGUGGCGCUGGCCGGAUCUUCAGUCCCACCAUGAGCUCAAAGCACUGGACUGCUGUGAGUUUCCUUUCGGCUCUAAACAAAAGGAGAUUUGCAUCAAUCCAUAUCAUUACCGCCGUGUGGAGACGCCAGUUCUACCUCCAGUCCUUGUGCCACGUCACAGUGAGUUCAAUCCCCAGCACAGCUUGUUGGCAAAGUUCCGGAAUGCUUCCCUACACAACGAGCCUCUCAUGCCCCAAAAUGCCACUUACCCAGACUCCUUCCCUGUGAUGCCCUGUAGCUCAUUCUCUUCAUCUCCCUCCAGCUCUUUAAACCAGUCCCCGACUGGGCAUAGCUACCCCAACUCCCCCAGCAGUGCGACCGACCCUGGGAGCCCCUACCAAAUUACAGAGACGCCUCCACCCCCCUACAGUAUGAUGGAGACCACUCCAUCUGACGAUGUGAAACCUGGAGAGUCCUCCAACACCAAUAAACUCAUUCUGUCAGCCCCACAUAGAGACUUGAGGCCAGUGUGUUAUGAGGAACCAGAAUACUGGUGUUCAGUGGCGUAUUAUGAACUAAACAACAGGGUGGGUGAGACGUUCCAUGCAUCUUCCAGGAGCAUCCUCGUGGACGGCUUCACAGACCCCUCCAACAACAAGAACCGCUUCUGCCUCGGAUUACUAUCCAACGUCAACCGAAACUCCACCAUUGAACACACUCGCAGACACAUAGGCAAAGGUUUGUUGAAAGUUUUACAUUUCUUUUUUUUUAUUUUUGUGUUUGAUUAGGUUUUUUGUAUCAGAAAAAAGACAGGAAACACAGUUGUUCUGAGAAGAUCAAGCUGCUGAUAAUGUCUUCCAUGAGUUGAUUCAAUCCCAAGAGAAAGUAAAAAAAAAAAAAAAAAAACUAAAAUCACCACUUGCUUGACACUGUUUUAUGGCACCAGAUAGUGCUGUCCAGUCAACACUGCACUUCAGAAAACCAGCGAGACAGACAGAGUCCACAUUAUCCAAAUGUUGGCUUUUCUCAGGGUGCUAGAUAAG
Messenger RNA from Sinocyclocheilus grahami, 1997 nucleotides. RefSeq names its product mothers against decapentaplegic homolog 9-like. Gene Ontology annotation, cellular component: heteromeric SMAD protein complex. Bases 690 to 1742 code for a protein of 350 amino acids. NCBI's taxonomy places the organism in Eukaryota, Metazoa, Chordata, Actinopteri, Cypriniformes, Cyprinidae. Gene Ontology annotation, biological process: anatomical structure morphogenesis; cell differentiation; SMAD protein signal transduction. Gene Ontology annotation, molecular function: DNA-binding transcription factor activity, RNA polymerase II-specific; RNA polymerase II cis-regulatory region sequence-specific DNA binding; I-SMAD binding. The transcript has 5 exons. The record is from RefSeq and is a predicted model, not a curated record.